AUGAAGUAUCUCGUGAUUGUUGCCCUAUUCUUCGUCUCCGCACAAGCACUUGACCCCAAAUACGUCGCAGAAGUUACGGAAAAAAUUACCAAUUUUGCAGAAACGUGUAUGGCAGAGACCAAAGCAACAAGUGAGGAUGUUGCCCAAAUGAUGGCUCACAAAAUUCCAGAGAGUCAUGAAGGAAAGUGCAUGAUCUCCUGUAUCUACAAAGCAUUCAAACUUCAAAAUGAAGAUGGAACCAUGAACCCUGACGAAACUCUAAAGAUCUUGGAGAAGAUUAAAGAAAGUGACGAAGAAUUAUACGAACAGUUGAUGAAAGUGUUCAAAAUUUGUCGAGGAAAGCCAGAACUUCUUGUCGCAGAUCCCUGCAUAACAGCUGUCAAUGUGGGGACAUGUGUAGUGACUGAAGGAAAAGCGCUCGGCAUCAAAUGCGAAAUAUUUGGAAUGUGA
Molecule: messenger RNA, 450 nt
Organism: Diabrotica balteata
Lineage: Eukaryota; Metazoa; Arthropoda; Insecta; Coleoptera; Chrysomelidae
Source: the annotation of a GenBank genome assembly